AUCGGCCGGUAGGUGGCGCUGCGCUCGCCGGCGGCGGAGCUCCACUCUUCCUUUCACCGUCGGUAGCGGCGGCAGUCGGCCGAGGAUGGUGGUGCGGGUAGGCGUGUGGUCGCUGCGCCGCUGACCGGCGAGUCUCGCGCGCGUCGUCACCCCGGGAGGACGUGUCACGGAGCGUCCGGAGCGGAGCGGAGCUCACCGCCCCGUCGUGACUGGCCCACCGCGCCCCUGUCGAGGGCCAGCGCCGACCGAUCCCGGACCCCGUAGCCGACCUUGACUCUCCGUGACGUCAUCAUGCAGAGCGAGCUGUUCAAACGCCUGGUGAUGGUCGUUGCCGCCGCGGCCGUCACCACAGCGCAGAAACCGCUCCUGGCGGCAAAAAGUCCAGUCAGCGAUGUCCGGAUCGAGUGCAACAGCAACGACAUCGUCGUCUCCAUCUUCACCAGCAGCGCCUUCAACGGCAUGAUCUACCCGAAGGGUCUCUCCAAGAACUCGACGUGCAUGACCGAGUAUUCAUCCAUCACGGCACCGGUCAAAUACCGGCUGCCACUGCGCAGCUGCAACACGAUGAGCCUGGAAGAGGACCAGGACAUCGAGUACUUCAACACAAUCGUGGUGCAGCCGCACCGGAAGCUGGUUACAAACCAGGGCCGCGGCUUCCACAUUCGCUGCAAGUACCAGACCCGCGAGAAGGCCGUCAACGCCAACUUCGACGUCAGCCAGCUGGGAACCACUCCGCUGACGGCCACGGCACCCAUGCCCACCUGCACGAUGCGUAUCUACUCAAACACCGUGGACAAGACGGUGGCGGAGAAUGUGAAGAUCGGCGACCCCCUGACGCUGGAUAUCUCCAUCGAUGAGCAGGACAUCUACGGCCUGAAGGCAGUCGACUGUAUCGUCCGCGAUGGCCUCGGAUGGGGAGAGCAGCCGCUCAUCAACUCGGAGGGAUGUCCCGUCGACUACGAGAUCAUGGGUCCGUUCAACUACAGCGAGACCAAGAACUCGGCGAAGGUGAACUUCCAGGCGCACAAGUUCCCGUACACUGCCUCAGUGUACUACCAAUGCAACGUGCGACUCUGCCUCAAACACACGGGCGGCUGCGACGAUGUGCCCCCGGUGUGUGAGGACGGCACGAACCUGCGUCGUCGUCGACGGGCGGUGGAGAACGCCACCGUCACCGACCUGGAGACAGACGACGAGCCCGUCAUCGAGGUGUUCCACGGACUCUACGUCAACGAGGGCGAGGAACUGCCCGAGGACGACCCCAACGGGCCGCUCUCCAGGGACGACUUGGACGAGGACGACAUCCUCUGUAUUUCACCUCGGACGUUCGCCAUCGCCAUCGCCAUCGUCGGCCUCCUGCUGAUGAUUGCCGUCGUCGUCGCCAUCAUGGUCAUCAUCAGUCGGCGGCGGCGACGCAAGGAGGCCUCUGCCGCCGGCAGUUCCAUCUAUUCUGGGCCGUACACCAACACCGCCUACUCGCACUCCAGCUAGGCACUGAGCCGACGGCGCUCGGAACAGAGAAACGAGUGGAGUAGGUGGCGCUGCGUGCCUGUGAAGCGCUGGACAGAUCGCGCGCAGGUAGCGGACCGGGUCUGCCGGUCGCGAGGCAUUUUGCGCUUCUGCCAAGAAGAUUUUCUGCCUUGCGAUCACUGGAAACGUGUCUCUUGAAUAACGGAGCCCAGGACGAGCUGAGGGACCUCGCACACCGCGACCAGCCCAGUGACAGUGAACUGGAUGAUAUGUGAACUGGCAGGCCGUUUGUGAGCAGCGCCGAGGUCGAACCCUCCGUGCCAGUAUCUGCCGCGCUGGGCCGCGAGCUGCUGCUAUCACCACUGUCUGCUGUUUUUACCGAGUCAGUGUUUCACGUCCUCUCAGCUCGCUCGUGUACUGCCGCCUGGGCUCCCUCGUUCUCGAGACGCGGCUGUUGGUAGCGGUUUGUGUCCCGUACGCCGACACUGCCCUCUGUUGGUGGAUGUGGCAAAGCACGUCGGGGCACUGCCGGUACCUCCUCAUAAACAAUUCUCAAUGGGUGGAGUGUCUGAUCAGGCAUUACUGCCUGUAUUGAAUGUGUGUGUGAGGCUAGAUGAUUGUCUGAGUUAUGUACGACGUGUGUUCUACGGCGUUCCGUGUAUGUUUUGUAGCGAAGGUGAUAAACAAGAGGCUGCAGUAUGUUGCCUCUGUUCUCUGUAUCUCAUUACCCCGCCACAAUUCCUCUGCCGUUUACGUGCUAGUUUGUUGAGAGUCUUUGUGUGGAUGAAGCGGACGUGCGUCUUAUGCCAGUGCAGUUAUUGCAAUGUGUACGCCAAACGAUGGGCAUCGAAGGGGUAACCAUUCCCCGAUCUAUUUAGUGUGUCACUGUAGAUAUUCAUUUGCUAAUGUUGAAAUAAAUACUGUAAGGUUUCA
Amphibalanus amphitrite is the source of this 2403-nucleotide messenger RNA. Its product is annotated as cuticlin-1-like. The record is from RefSeq and is a predicted model, not a curated record. Lineage: Eukaryota; Metazoa; Arthropoda; Thecostraca; Balanomorpha; Balanidae. The coding region runs from base 292 to 1491 and encodes 399 amino acids. The transcript is spliced from 8 exons.